This is a messenger RNA of Laetiporus sulphureus 93-53, 1626 nucleotides long. Its product is annotated as t-complex protein 1. Gene Ontology annotation, biological process: protein folding. The record is from RefSeq and is a predicted model, not a curated record. Gene Ontology annotation, molecular function: ATP binding; ATP hydrolysis activity; ATP-dependent protein folding chaperone. Bases 1 to 1626 code for a protein of 541 amino acids. Gene Ontology annotation, cellular component: chaperonin-containing T-complex. The transcript has 9 exons. NCBI's taxonomy places the organism in Eukaryota, Fungi, Basidiomycota, Agaricomycetes, Polyporales, Laetiporaceae.
AUGGCAUCAGUAGUUUCUCCUCCUCCUCCAACUUCCGCGAUAUCGUCGCAGCCCUUUGCUGGCAACGCUGCAUUUCAGAGCAAGAGCAAAGGAACUGAUGUGCGCUUAUCCAAUAUGACUGCUGCGAAAGCAAUCAGUGACACCAUCCAGACCUCCCUCGGGCCGAAAGGAAUGGACAAAAUGAUUCAAACUUCCAAAGGCGAGCUCAUCAUCACCAAUGACGGCGCCACAAUUAUGAAGAGCCUCCAGGCACUGCAUCCCGCAGCCAAGAUGCUGGUAGAAAUGUCCAUUGCACAAGAUGUGGAGGCCGGCGAUGGCACGACCACCGUUGUCGUGCUUGCGGGUAGCCUCCUCAGCGCGGCUGAGAGAAUGCUUGUCAAGGGUUUUCACCCGAGUAUCAUCGCAGACUCCUUCAUGCAGGCUUCUGCAAAGGCGGUCGAGUAUCUCACUGAAAUCUCAACGCCUGUCAGCCUCGAUGACCGCGCGGUCCUCAUCAAGGCUGCGGCCACGUCCCUUAAUUCGAAGAUCAUCUCAACGUAUUCGAACACUCUGGCGCCAAUCGCAGUGGACGCCGUGAUGCGCAUAACUGAUACAGCGUCAUUAAAUGUCGAUCUCCGUGAUAUCCGGAUUAUCAAGAGAACCGGAGGUACCAUCGAGGAUACCGCAUUGAUCACCGAAGGUCUUGUGCUGCACCAGAAUGCCAUCACCAGCGCUGGAGGCCCUAGCCGAAUGGAGUCCGCCAAAAUUGGCCUUAUACAAUUUCAAUUGAGCGCCCCCAAGCCUGACAUGGACAACACUGUAGUGAUAGCCAACUACCGCCAAAUGGACAAGGUUGCCCAGGAACAACGCAAAUACAUCCUUUCCCUCUGCUCAAAAAUCAAGAAAUCAGACUGCAACGUCCUCCUCAUCCAAAAGUCUAUCCUGCGCGACGCUGUCGACGAGCUCGCGUUGCAUCUCCUUGCGCGGCUCAACAUUCUCAUCGUGAAGGACGUCGAGCGCGAGGAAGUCGCGUUCCUUAGCAAAACGCUGCGGUGCACGCCCGUGUCAGACAUUGAGGCGUUCUCGAGCGAGAAGCUCGGCAGGGCGGAUAUUGUGGAGGAGGUGAGCCAGUACGGCUCGAAAUACGUGAAGAUCAGCGGUAUUGCGAAUAUGGGGCGCACCGUCAGCAUCGUAGCGAUGGGCCCAAAUAGCCUUAUCGUCGACGAGGUCGAACGGAGCCUGCACGACGCGCUGUGUGUCAUGCGGUGUCUCAUCAAGAAACGCGCGCUUAUCGCGGGGGGCGGCGCGCCCGAAGUGGACGUCUCGCGUAUGCUCUCUGCGCACGGGCGCUCACUGAAGGGAUCCCAGGCAUACUGCUUUCAAGCAUACGCCGACGCGCUGGAGGUGAUACCGAUCACACUCGCAGAGAACGCCGGCCUGAACGCCAUCAGCAUCCUCACUGAGCUGCGAAACCGUCAUGCACGUGGAGAGCGAAAUGCUGGCAUAGAUAUGCGCAAGGGACUGGUCUCUGAUGUGUUCAGCGAAGAUGUUGUGCAGCCACUGCUAGUUUCGACGAGCGCGUUCGAGCUUGCCACAGAGACCGUCUGUCUGCUGCUAAAGCUCGAUGACUACGUGCAGGCGCGGUAG